AUGCAGCUUUCACGGAGAGCUCGUGCUCCUGGUGCCAAGCCUCGCGGUUUCGCUGCCACCGGUGCGGAGAUUGUGCGCAAGGAGACCGCCAUGGGUCUAUACAAGGGUUUGGGUGCUGUCUUGGGUGGUAUCAUUCCUAAGAUGGCGAUCCGUUUCACCUCAUAUGAGUCGUAUAAGGGCAUGCUUGCCGACCAGGAGACCGGAAAUGUCACAAGCAAGGCUACUUUCCUCGCUGGUCUUGCCGCUGGUGUGACUGAAGCUGUUGCCGUCGUCAACCCUAUGGAGGUGAUCAAGAUUCGUCUCCAGGCCCAACAUCACAGUCUUGCCGAUCCACUCGACGCCCCCAAGUACCGAAGUGCCCCCCACGCACUCUUCACCGUGAUCAAGGAAGAGGGUUUCAGCACCCUCUACCGGGGUGUUUCUCUCACAGCUCUGCGCCAGGGAACCAACCAGGCUGCUAACUUCACCGCAUACACCGAGUUGAAGGCCCAACUCCAGCGCCUGCAACCCGAAUAUGCCAACGCUCAGCUUCCUUCAUACCAGACCACUCUUAUCGGUCUCAUUUCCGGUGCCGUCGGUCCUUUCUCCAACGCUCCCAUCGAUACCAUCAAGACCCGUCUCCAAAAGACCCGCGCCGAGCCCGGACAGUCCGCUGUUACCCGUAUCAUGCUCAUUGCCAAGGAUAUGUUCAAGCAAGAGGGUGCUCGUGCUUUCUACAAGGGUAUCACCCCUCGUGUGAUGCGUGUUGCUCCUGGACAGGCUGUCACUUUCACCGUAUACGAAUACCUCAAGGGCAAGUUGGAGGCGUCCAACUGGGCCUUUGUGGGUGGUAAGUAUGAUGAGUAA
Messenger RNA from Penicillium angulare, 846 nucleotides. RefSeq names its product putative succinate:fumarate antiporter (Acr1). Gene Ontology annotation, biological process: fumarate transport; succinate transport. Lineage: Eukaryota; Fungi; Ascomycota; Eurotiomycetes; Eurotiales; Aspergillaceae. Bases 1 to 846 code for a protein of 281 amino acids. The transcript has 3 exons. The record is from RefSeq and is a predicted model, not a curated record.